ACAUGCGCAGUAAUACUAACCUGAAAAGCAUCGUCGGCUUUUGUGUGGAUAUUGUUCUGAAAUAAACUUCAAUAAAAUCGAAGUUAUUGCUGUUUGUGAUGAGAAAAAAGUGUCAGUAACAAUGUCAGGAGAAAUAGGAUUGGAAAAAUUUGUACAUGAUAUUAGAACGCUUUCGGCAGAUGGAAACUAUACAGAAAUAGCGGGUCGUAUCAACAACUUUGUACAUUCUCUCCUUGGAAAUGGACGACAUUUAGAUAUUGUUUUAGAAACAUUUGGACUGCAUCAACAUUCAUUAGGAAUUUUAACUGUUAUUUUAACAAAGUUAACUAUCUUAAGUACAACUGAAUCGCCCAGCAUAGAUGCAUUUAAAAUUGUAUUGACACAACUUCAAGAAUUCAUCGAUGGCUUCAAUGAAGAACAAAUACGAUUUGCAAUAUCUUCAUAUGACAAGCUUUUUCACAUGCUAAAGAGUCUCCUGUUGGAUUUUCAAAUACCAAUGUGUGGAAUCGACAUCUUCUGUCGAGCAAUUCGCAAGAUUCAAACGAGUAAUAGUCAAUUGACAUCGAUUCAUGCGGACCUCUGUCAACUUUGCCUUGUAUCAAAAUGCUUUAAGCCAGCUCUCGAGUUUCUUGAUGUUGACAUUACUGCCAUGAGUUCACAAUCUGAAGAGUAUACGAAGCAUUUUUUACUUUACUUUUAUUAUGGUGGUAUGAUAUACACGGCAUUAAAAGAUUACGACAGAGCUUUAUAUUUCUUCGAAGUUUGCUUGACAACGCCAGCAAUGGCCGUGAGUCAUAUAAUUCUCGAGGCUUACAAAAAGUAUGUGCUUGUCUCAUUAAUUUUGAAUGGAAAAGUUGAAUUUUUGCCGAGAUUCACAAGUUCAGCGGCACGAUUUUUGAAACGAUUGAGUCAAGCUUAUCAGGAAUUAAUUACUGCCUAUGGAACUAAUAAUUGCGAUGAAAUUCAAGCAAUUAUCACUAAAUAUGAAGAGCCCUUCAAUAGAGAUCAUAAUCUUGGAUUGGUGAAACAAGUGCUUGGUUCAUUGUACAAGAAAAAUAUUCAGAGGCUCACAAAUACUUUUCUUACGCUUAGUUUAAGUGAUGUUGCAAGCAGAGUUAAAUUAGCUGGACCCGCUGAUGCUGAAAAACAUAUUUUAAAUAUGAUUGAAGACGGAGACAUAUUUGCAACAAUCAACCAAAAAGACGGAAUGGUUAUCUUCCACGACGAUCCUGAAAAGUACAAUUCACCUAGAAUGUUAGCAAAAUUAGAAAAGGAAAUGGCAACAUGUGUAGAAUUAUGUAGAAAAGUUCUUGCUAUGGAAGAGGAAGUGAUAGUGACACCUCAAUAUGUUCGAAAAGCAUGCGGACAAAAUGAUCAGGAUGAUCAGGCUGCUUGUGCUCCACCUAUUAAUGUCACAAAAGCACCAAGUCAACAUAAACAUAACACUUACUCUAUGUAAUUGCAUAGAUUUGGUCCUAUUUACAAAGUCAAGAAAAUCGUGAUGUCAAAAACAUGCUUUAGCAAAAAAAAAAAAAGAAA
Messenger RNA from Leptopilina heterotoma, 1539 nucleotides. RefSeq names its product COP9 signalosome complex subunit 3 (gene CSN3). Lineage: Eukaryota; Metazoa; Arthropoda; Insecta; Hymenoptera; Figitidae. Gene Ontology annotation, biological process: ubiquitin-dependent protein catabolic process. The record is from RefSeq and is a predicted model, not a curated record. The coding region runs from base 122 to 1459 and encodes 445 amino acids. The transcript is spliced from 4 exons. Gene Ontology annotation, cellular component: COP9 signalosome.